Sphenostylis stenocarpa is the source of this 1959-nucleotide messenger RNA. Lineage: Eukaryota; Viridiplantae; Streptophyta; Magnoliopsida; Fabales; Fabaceae. The record is from the annotation of a GenBank genome assembly.
AUGGAAGAAGACUGCAAUCUCCCACUUCAGCUAUUAAGUCAGACUUAUGACAAGGUUUCAAAGCUGUGUCUCCGAAAGUUGAAGGUGCACAUGGAUCAUCAAGUGAUGGCAGACAUAGAGUCUCGAAAUGUGGAAGCCCCCUCUGAUGUAUUCCACAAAGGAAAACGUCAAGUAACACUUAAGUUUGAUGAUGUUGUCUAUAAAAUUAAGACAAAGAAAGGUGGAUUACUUGUGAAGAACAGAGAGGCGGUUGUAAAAGAGAUACUGAAGGGAGUGACAGGUGUUGUUGAACCUGGUGAAAUGCUGGCCAUGUUAGGCCCAUCCGGGAGUGGCAAAACAACUCUGCUCACAGCAUUGGGAGGCAGGCUUGGAGGGAAGCUUCACGGUAGCAUAACUUACAAUGGUGAAGCUUUCUCAAAUGCCAUGAAGAGGAACACAGGCUUUGUUACCCAAGAUGAUGUUCUCUACCCCCACUUGACUGUGCUUGAGACCCUGGUGUUCACUGCACUUCUCAGACUGCCCAACAGUGUCACCAAGGAAAAGAAAGUUGAGCAUGCAAAAGCUGUGAUGGAUCAACUUGGUUUAACCAAGUGCAAGGAUAGCAUAGUUGGAAGUCCUCACUUGAGGGGGGUUUCUGGGGGAGAGAGAAAGAGGGUUAGCAUUGGACAAGAACUACUCAUAAACCCAAGCUUGUUGUUUCUUGAUGAACCUACCUCUGGCCUGGACUCAACCACAGCACAAAGAAUUGUCUCAACCUUAUGGGAGCUAGCAUGUGGGGGGAGAACUGUUGUGAUGACAAUACACCAACCUUCAAGUAGGCUAUACUACAUGUUUCAUAAGGUGUUAUUGCUAUCUGAAGGGAACACAUUGUAUUUUGGAAAGGGAUCUGAAGCCAUUGAAUAUUUUUCUAAUAUUGGAUAUGCCCCAUCAUUGGCCAUGAACCCCGCAGAUUUCCUUUUGGAUCUUGCAAACGGUAUCUACACUGAUGAAAAUAAUGCAGAUCAUACCAUAGAUAAACAGAAAUUGAUUUCUGUGUGUAAGAGAAAUUAUGCUGCACAAUUGAAGUCAUCACUUAAAGGAAUCAAUGACUCUGGCAAAGACCAGAAUAGAUUUCAAGAAAAGGAAAAAUGGCCUACCAACUGGGCACAGCAAUUCCUUGUACUAUUAAGAAGAGACAUCAAAGAGAGAAGGCAUGAAGCAUUCUCUGUUCUGCGGGUUUGUCAGGUCCUUGUGGUUGCUCUUGUUUCAGGACUACUGUGGUAUAAGUCUGAUAUCUCACACUUGCAGGAUCAGAUUGGGCUUCUAUUCUUCGUAUCUGGCUUUUGGGGUUUUUUCCCUCUCUUCCAAGCAAUUUUCACCUUUCCUCAAGAGCUAACGAUGCUACAGAAAGAAAGAUCUUCUGGAAUGUACAGGCUUUCGUCAUACUUCAUGUCAAGGGUGGUAGCUGACCUUCCCAUGGAACUUGUUCUUCCCACCAUAUUCCUUUUCAUAACCUAUUGGAUGGCAGGGUUGAAGGCCAAAGUGGUCAACUUCAUUUACACGCUUCUCGCUCUCUUACUCAAUGUGUUGGUAGCACAAGGUCUAGGCCUGGCCCUUGGUGCUUCUGUAAUGGAUCAAAAAGCUGCAACCACACUUGCCUCAGUCAUCAUGCUAUGCUUUCUGCUGGCUGGUGGUUUUUAUGUUCAACAUGUUCCAAAGUUUAUAGCAUGGAUUAAGUACCUUUCUAUAAGCUACUACACCUACCAGCUCUUCAUUGGGUCUCAAUACAGCUAUGGCGAGACAUACCCUUGUUCCAAUGGCCAGUGUCCUAUUGUGGAGUUUCCUUCUAUAAAGGAAAUGGGGGUUCAUUUUGGAUUGCAUGAUCAACUCAUGGCUGCAUUAGGUCUAGUGGUAAUGCUCAUAGGUUACAGACUUAUAGCCUAUCUUGCUCUCAUGAGGAUUGGAGUGACAAAGAACUAG